AUGGAGACGGAGGAUUUGAAAACUUCGAACCGAUUCUUUCACAAGUCUUCAUUCAGCAUCAGUAGCCUGCUGUGGAGACGAGAGGGGGUGAUGGGUGAGCAGGAAUCUCCUUCUCCGUCCCAGAAACUGCGCUCUGCUCACCCUGAGAAGUCCAGUCAAGAGGAGAACUUUGACAAAGAGAAGAACUGCGAAAACUCAAAACAGUGCGCCAAAGUAGACGCUAAACCGAUGUCUGCAAAUGGAAAACGAGAAGGGAAUAAAGGGGAUUCAAAGAAAACCGGAGGAGCAGAGGAAAGCGUUAAACCUGAGAAACCUCCUUUUAGUUACAACGCGCUCAUCAUGAUGGCGAUCCGCCAAAGCCCGGAACGACGGCUUACACUCAACGGCAUCUAUGAGUUCAUCAUGGACAACUUUCCGUACUAUCGACAGAACAGACAAGGCUGGCAAAACUCCAUCAGGCACAACCUGAGUCUGAACAAGUGUUUUGUUAAAGUGCCGCGCCACUACGAUGACCCGGGUAAAGGCAACUACUGGAUGCUGGACCCCUGCAGUGAGGAUGUCUUCAUAGGUGGCACAUCGGGAAAACUCCGGCGCAGAGCCGCAGCUGGCUCCAGGACCAAACUCGGUCUCAAGAGGGGAGGAGGUCGCAUGAUGUCCCCCGGCACUGCAACCAGUGUUACCUUGGCUGCAGCGAGUUCGUUUUACUGGCCGGUUCCGCCGUUCCUACCUCUCCAAACACCAGUGCGCACUCACAUCGGCGCAGGGACUUAUCUGAAUGCUCACCCUCGCUUCUCCAACCAUUCUCUGGUUUCACAGCGGGCCCGGCUUAGUGCAAAUGCCGCAGACGCCGACCGGUUCGUGCAGACGCACCAGGAGAUGUCUUACAUUGGAGUGAGUUGCGCGCAAUCCCGUCGCCAUCAGAUUGGCACUGCCUGCACCGCCUUCUCCACAUCCAUCCCUGCCUGCACGCUGCCGCUGUCGGACCCAUGCUCUUUUAACAUGAUCUCCGGACAAGCCAGCUACUUUUACUCCCACCAGAUACCAUGUGCCGCCACGUUUAGUCCGUGCCAAGAGGAGUGCGCCACCUCCAAGACGUCUCCAGGACCGUUUCUAUCCAAGAACGCUCACUCAGACCUCGGGGGAUGCUGUAGUGACUUUCCAAAUUACUGCCCUCAAGUCAGUUCAAGCCCUCCUUCAUCUUGGAAUAUAGAAAAAUAGAAUAACAGUCAUAAUAUUAACAUUGCUGUAGAACUUAGAUAAACAAAUAUGGACAAUAAAAGGCCAAAGCUUCCUGCUCACCCACCAAAUGGACUUUCUUUAAUAUCCCAGUUAAUGAAAACUACUCUGCAAUAUCUGCCAAUAAUUUCUUUGCGUUACAGUGAAGGAUGUCUGAACUGAAAGGAGCAGCGAUAUUAGACUUGCAUUGUUUCAUCAAAAAAAAAAAAUCCUGAUGUGCAGUUUGUGUUAAAUUAAUAAUAAAAAAAUAUAUAAUAAUAACUGACGGAUAAACUAAACGUGCCUCACACACAUAGUAAUCAAAGAAAUGGUUUUCCUACCACACAUUUACAAAAUGUGAAAGAAAAAAAAAAGUAUGCACAUUUUUAAACCACAGUCACUGUAACCAGGGUUAAAUUUAAAAAAUCUGUUAUUGGUCUUUAUCUGCAAGCUGAACGUAUAUUCUUCUUUUCUGAACAAUGUUCACGUUACGUUUUCUCUAUAUGUUCCAAAUAUGCACUUAUCAGUAUCGAAAAGAGAAGUGAUGUUUACGCGCAUGUCACCAUUUUAGGCCUGUUGCCAUGGACUGAAAUCAGAAUGCAAGAGGCCACAAAAAACAAAAAAAAGAAAAACUU
Molecule: messenger RNA, 1850 nt
Organism: Stegastes partitus (bicolor damselfish)
Lineage: Eukaryota; Metazoa; Chordata; Actinopteri; Pomacentridae
Gene: foxg1c
Product: forkhead box G1c
Exons: 1
Coding region: 1-1218 (405 amino acids)
Biological process (GO): regulation of transcription by RNA polymerase II
Cellular component (GO): nucleus
Molecular function (GO): DNA-binding transcription factor activity; sequence-specific double-stranded DNA binding
Source: RefSeq, a predicted model, not a curated record